This is a messenger RNA of Arachis stenosperma, 1983 nucleotides long. RefSeq lists its product as uncharacterized. Lineage: Eukaryota; Viridiplantae; Streptophyta; Magnoliopsida; Fabales; Fabaceae. The coding region runs from base 1 to 1983 and encodes 660 amino acids. The transcript has a single exon. The record is from RefSeq and is a predicted model, not a curated record.
AUGGCUAGUGAGGAGAGUUUCCUAGUUCUGGUACAUUACAGAGGGUCCAUUAAGAGAAAAACCCGGUCCGGCGUUAAGUUCACUGAUAAGGAUCCCCUAUGUAUUAUCGUGACGCCGACAACCACCUACGAUGCACUUGUUAGCUCUGUGCUGGAGAAGCUGGGUCUUGAAGGCGUUAAAAGGGUGAAGAAGUUUUUCUACCGCAUUCCUACAGCGGUGCUCCAUGACACCGUGAAGUUUGAUUGUUUCACAAUCGGUAGUGACGAGGACUUGCAAGUUAUGUUUCUUUCUCGUAGGCAGUUUCCCGAGGUUAGGACACCGGAGCUGUUGGCUAAGUUGGUUGAUGUGGUAUCUAGCUCGGGUGGUUCGAACCGGAAUGCCACUACUGUAGCCGCGGUUGCCGGCUCGAGCUCGAGACCUGCUGUUGCUUCAUCCUCUGCUCCUGUGUAUGAGCCACCGAUGCAGCCUGUUGCGUCCCCUUCGUUUGCCGUUGAUCUGAGCGGCAAUGUUGGAGAUGAGGUUCGGUAUGGGGAACAUAUUCCCACCGAGGUACAUUGUCCCACACCGGCUGGUGUUGGUGAUGGUUUGUUUGAUGAUCCAGAUGACGAUGACGUGGAGCCGGAUUUCAUCGCUGAUGAAAGCGGCGAUGAUGUUGGAACUACUGUUCCGACAAGGGCUAUAGGUGGAUCUAGUUCUGGCACACAGCAGUAUCCACCCCAUUUUUCCUCAUUGGACCUGGAUGCCAUGCGGCAAGACGACAAUGAUCUGCAGGCCUCAGGAUUUGGUGCUAGAGAUACCGAGGGGUCUGCCGGUAUGAACGAGUUCCAGGUUGGCCAACAAUUUCAAGAUAAAGAUGAGGCGCUGUUGAGUGUGAAGACAUACAGUAUCCGUAGAGGGGUCCAGUACAAGGUCGUUGAGUCUGACUAUCGCAGGUAUGUGGGAAAGUGUUCUGAGUUUGGGAAUGGGUGCACAUGGCUAAUUCGGUUGAGUCUCCGACAGCGGAAGGGUAUCUGGGAAGUGAAGCGAUACAACGGACCGCAUACAUGUCUUGCCAGCUCCAUCUCCAGCGACCAUAGGAGUCUGGACUACCAUGUCAUAUCCACCUUCGUUAUGCCGAUGGUUAGGGCUGAUGCAGGUGUGAAUAUCAAGGUGCUCCUAAAUGCCACGGCCGCACACUUUGGGUUCAGGCCUACGUACAGGAGGGUAUGGAUGGCGAAGCAGAAGGCCGUUGCCGUGAUAUAUGGGGACUGGGAGGAGUCGUACAAUGAGCUCCCUAGGUGGGUUUUAGGAGUGCAGCUGACGAUGCCUGGCACUGUAGCUGUCCUCAGGACUUGCCCUGUUCGAGUUGGGGGACAGGUUGACGAUUCUCAGGUUUAUUUUCAUAGGCUGUUCUGGACUUUCCCCCCUUGUAUCCAGGCAUUCCGUCAUUGCAAGCCUUUGGUGAGUAUUGAUGGCACCCAUUUAUAUGGGAAGUAUGGGGGAACACUGCUAGUCGCCAUUGCACAAGACGGAAACUCGAACAUCCUACCCGUGGCAUUUGCACUAGUUGAGGGUGAGAAUGCUGAGUCAUGGUCUUUCUUUCUUUCCCACCUCCGUGAGCACGUGACACCUCAGCCGGGUCUGUUAGUUAUUUCAGAUAGGCACAACGGCAUAAAGGCAGCCCUCGAGGCUCCGGAUGGGGGAUGGCUACCGCCUGCUGCGUACCGGGCCUUCUGCAUUCGACACGUUGCAGCAAAUUUUGCGUUGACGUUCAAGGGAAAAGAUGCCCGGAGGCUUCUUGUUAACGCCGCAUAUGCCAAGACCGAGGUGGAGUUCGACUACUGGUUUGACAUUCUGCGCUCUGAGAAUCCGGCAAUGUGUGACUGGGCGAACCGAAUCGAGUAUUCGUUGUGGACACAGCACUGUGAUGAGGGUCGGAGAUUUGGGCACAUGACGACCAAUAUUUCGGAGAUGUGGCCUCUGCAGGCAGCCAGGACAUACUAG